Messenger RNA from Thlaspi arvense, 2502 nucleotides. The record is from the annotation of a GenBank genome assembly. NCBI's taxonomy places the organism in Eukaryota, Viridiplantae, Streptophyta, Magnoliopsida, Brassicales, Brassicaceae.
AUGGCUCCAGUUCCGGAUCCGAAUAACAUUAGUGGUGGUGCGAAGCGGGAUGAAGCUACGACAAAAGUUCCUUCGAAGGAUCCCAAGAAGAAGGAUGAUAAAAAGGAGGAGGAUAUGUCUGAAGAGGACUUGCAACUAAAGCAAAACCUAGAGCUCUAUGUUGAGAGGGUUCAAGACCCCAAUCCCGAGUUGCAGAAGACUGCUCUUGAAAGCAUGAGUUCUUUUGAAAGCUUAGGCUAUAGGUUGACUGGAACAGAGGGUGACAUCGGAUCGUGGGGUCACGAGUAUGUAAGGAAUCUGGCUGGAGAGAUUGCAGAAGAGUAUACGAUGCGUCAGGGUGAGGAGUCCCCCGUUGAUGAUUUAAUGGAUCUUGUGCAGCAAAUUGUUGCUUUUCACAUGAAGCAUAAUGCAGAAACCGAAGCGGUUGACCUUUUAAUGGAUGUUGAGGAUCUUGAUCUCUUACUUAAGCAUGUAGACAGCGCAAAUUUCAGGAGGACGUGCAACUACCUCACGAGUGCUGCAAAGUAUCUUCCAGGACCUGAUGACAUGCUGGUUUUGGAUAUUGCUUACACGAUCUACAUCAAGUUUGAAGAAUAUCCAAACGCUCUGCAAAUUGCAUUAUUUCUUGAUAACAUGCAGUAUGUGAAGCAAGUAUUUACCUCAUGCACUGAUCUGCUAAGAAAGAAACAGUUCUGCUACAUGAUUUCACGUCAUGGCAUCACCCUUGAACUUGACCCUGAGAUGGUUUCAGAUGACGUUGACAGAGAAAUGCUGCAAGAUAUUGUCAACAACACUAAGCUAAGUGACGGAUAUCUGACGCUUGCAAGGGAUAUUGAGGUAAUGGAGGCCAAAACGCCAGAAGAUAUCUACAAGGCUCACUUGCUUGAUGGCAGGGUUACCUCUGGUCCAAGUGUGGAUUCUGCUAGACAAAAUCUGGCAGCGACUUUUGUGAAUGCAUUUGUAAAUGCUGGUUUCGGGCAGGACAAAUUAAUGACAGUACCAUCAGACUCAACCAGUGGAUCUGCUGCAAAUUGGCUCUUCAAAAAUAGAGAUCAUGGCAAGACCAGUGCAGCUGCUAGUCUGGGUAUGAUUCUUUUGUGGGAUGUUGACUCUGGACUUGCUCAACUCGACAAAUAUUUCCAUAGUAAUGAUAAUCCCAUCAUUGCUGGAGCUCUGCUGGGUGUUGGGAUUGUUAAUUGCGGCAUUAAGAAUGAUUGUGAUCCCGCACUGGCCCUGCUUGGAGAAUAUAUUGACAAAGAGGAUUCAUCUGUCCGUAUUGGGGCUAUUAUGGGUCUUGGAAUUGCAUAUGCGGGUUCCCAAAAUGAUCAGAUAAGAAGCAGCUUGUCUCCAAUACUAAACGAUGCAAAAGCACCGCUCGAUGUGAUUGCAUUUGCUGCGCUUAGUUUGGGGAUGAUUUACGUUGGUUCGUGUAACGAAGAGGUCGCACAAUCUAUUAUAUUCGCUUUGAUGGAUCGGAGUGAGGCAGAACUGGGUGAAGCCCUCACUCGUUUCUUGCCUCUUGGACUUGGACUUUUGUACCUUGGCAAACAGGAAAGUGUGGAGGCUACUGCGGAAGUUUCAAAGACUUUCAAUGAGAAAAUCAGAAAGUAUUGUGAUAUGACACUUCUUUCCUGUGCGUAUGCUGGAACUGGGAAUGUCCUUAAGGUCCAAGACCUCCUGGCUCAGUGUGGAGAGCAUUUGGAGAAAGAUGAUAUCCACCAGGGUCCAGCUGUGCUUGGAUUAGCAAUGGUUGCUAUGUCUGAAGAAUUGGGUCUUGAUAUGGAGAUCCGUUCUCUGGAGCGCGUGCUACAGUAUGGAGAACAGAACGUUCGACGAGCAGUGCCUUUGUCCCUUGGUCUCCUAUGUAUAUCAAACCCCAAGGUGACUGUUAUGGACACCUUGAGCCGGCUUAGCCAUGACACAGAUUCAGAAGUUGCGAUGGCAGCAAUUAUUUCCCUUGGUUUGAUCGGCGCUGGAACUAACAAUGCAAGAAUCGCUGGCAUGCUUAGAAAUCUCUCCAGCUAUUAUUACAAGGACGCCAGCCUUCUCUUCUGUGUGCGUAUUGCUCAAGGGCUGGUCCACAUGGGAAAGGGUCUCUUAACUCUCAGUCCCUUUCACUCCGAACGGCUCUUGCUGUCACCAACCGCGCUUGCUGGUAUAGUGACAUUGUUGCAUGCAUGCCUCGACAUGAAAUCUAUCAUACUGGGGAAAUACCAUUAUGUGCUCUACUUCCUCGUUUUGGCGAUGCAGCCAAGGAUGAUGCUGACGGUAGACGAGAAUCUGAAGCCCAUCUCCGUGCCAGUGCGAGUAGGACAAGCGGUCGAUGUGGUUGGACAGGCAGGUCGACCCAAGACAAUCACUGGGUUCCAAACGCACUCGACACCUGUUCUCCUCGCUGCUGGGGAGAGAGCCGAACUCGCUACUGACAAGUACAUUCCAUUGUCGCCCAUAUUAGAAGGUUUCAUCAUACUGAAAGAGAACCCAGACUAUAGAGAGGAGUGA